Messenger RNA from Arabidopsis arenosa, 2770 nucleotides. Lineage: Eukaryota; Viridiplantae; Streptophyta; Magnoliopsida; Brassicales; Brassicaceae. The record is from the annotation of a GenBank genome assembly.
ACCGUGAAGUGUGAAGAAGCAGUGGGAUCAAGAUAUAGUCAGACUUAGUGGGUUACGAUUAGUUCUCUCUUGUUAUGCUGUGGUAAACCUUUGGAGGGUAAUUUGUAGCGUAACAAGAUUCAGCGUCCAAGUUCUGGGGCUGACCUGCCCCGUAGCACUGAUUUUAUACCUCUUCCCAUUCUUCGGAGGGCAAAUUCUUUACAAAAUAUGAUGAUGGAUGAAGAUGUUGAGCAGGCCAGUCUGAUGUCUUACACUGACAAGCCAAGGACGUUCCCGGAUAUGCGUAGUAAAACCUACAGUCCAUUGAUAAUCCGGAUUCUGAGGAAUUUAAAUGUUCGUGCCCUUUCUGUUCUUCUGCUUUUGAGCUUUGGAGGGAUCUUUUACAUGGGAGCACGUACUUCUCCCAUCAUUGUGUUCGUCUUUGUCGUAUGCAUCAUCAGUUUCAUGUUGUCAGUAUACCUGACCAAGUGGGUAUUAGCCAAAGAUGAAGGACCUCCAGAGAUGGUUCAGAUAUCAGAUGCUAUACGUGAUGGAGCUGAAGGAUUUUUCAAAACGCAGUAUGGUACUAUAUCCAAGAUGGCGUUCUUGCUAGCUUUUGUGAUUCUUUGCAUAUAUUUGUUCCGUAACUUAACCCCCCAGCAAGAGGCUUCUGGUUUAGGAAGGACAAUGUCUGCAUACAUUACUGUUGCUGCAUUUCUUUUGGGCGCACUAUGCUCAGGUAUUGCUGGAUAUGUUGGAAUGUGGGUGUCAGUUCGUGCUAAUGUACGAGUUUCCAGUGCUGCUAGACGAUCCGCAAGGGAAGCAUUGCAGAUAGCUGUUCGUGCUGGUGGAUUCUCAGCUCUGGUUGUUGUUGGUAUGGCUGUGAUUGGUAUUGCCAUCCUGUAUUCUACAUUUUAUGUAUGGUUGGACGUGGAUUCACCAGGCUUAAUGAAGGUUACUGAUCUGCCUCUUCUUCUUGUGGGAUAUGGUUUUGGUGCAUCAUUUGUUGCCUUAUUUGCUCAGUUGGGUGGUGGAAUAUAUACUAAGGGAGCUGAUGUUGGGGCAGAUUUGGUCGGGAAAGUUGAGCAGGGUAUUCCUGAAGAUGACCCACGGAAUCCUGCAGUUAUUGCUGAUUUGGUUGGAGACAAUGUUGGGGACUGCGCUGCUCGAGGUGCUGAUUUAUUUGAAAGUAUAGCUGCAGAAAUCAUCAGUGCAAUGAUACUUGGGGGUACAAUGGCUCAGAAGUGCAAAAUUGAAGAUCCAUCUGGUUUUAUUCUAUUUCCUCUAGUUGUUCACUCGUUUGACUUGGUAAUAUCAUCAAUUGGUAUUCUAUCGAUCAAGGGAACUCGCAAUGCUACUGUGAAAUCUCCAGUAGAGGAUCCAAUGGUUGUGCUUCAGAAAGGAUAUUCGCUGACUAUUAUAUUAGCUGUUUUAACAUUUGGCGCGUCGACUCGUUGGCUGCUAUACACUGAACAAGCUCCAUAUGCUUGGUUGAAUUUCUUCAUGUGUGGCUUGGUUGGCAUUAUCACAGCCUAUGUCUUUGUCUGGAUAUCCAGAUAUUAUACUGACUAUAAGUAUGAGCCUGUUCGGACGUUGGCUCUUGCUAGCUCCACUGGUCAUGGAACCAAUAUAAUUGCUGGGGUCAGCUUGGGUCUAGAGUCCACGGCUCUUCCUGUUUUAGUUAUAAGUGUAGCUAUCAUUUCUGCUUUUUGGUUGGGAAAUACCUCGGGAUUAAUGGAUGAAAAGGGAAACCCCACUGGAGGUCUAUUUGGAACAGCUGUAGCUACAAUGGGAAUGCUGAGCACUGCAGCUUAUGUUCUUACAAUGGACAUGUUUGGCCCCAUAGCUGAUAAUGCAGGUGGCAUUGUUGAGAUGAGCCAGCAGCCAGAAAGUGUCCGUGAGAUCACCGAUGUUCUUGAUGCUGUUGGGAAUACCACAAAGGCAACAACAAAAGGGUUUGCUAUUGGAUCUGCUGCCCUUGCAUCAUUCCUUCUUUUUAGUGCCUAUAUGGAUGAGGUUUCAGCGUUUGCUAAUGUGUCUUUCAAAGAGGUUGAUAUUGCGAUCCCAGAAGUCUUCAUCGGUGGGUUAUUAGGUGCCAUGCUUAUAUUCCUGUUUAGCGCUUGGGCUUGUGCAGCAGUUGGUCGAACUGCACAGGAGGUUGUCAAUGAAGUAAGAAGACAGUUCAUUGAGAGGCCUGGCAUAAUGGACUACAAGGAGAAGCCAGAUUAUGGUCGAUGUGUUGCCAUUGUCGCAUCUUCAGCUUUGAGGGAAAUGAUAAAACCAGGAGCUUUGGCUAUAAUAUCACCCAUUGCAGUUGGUUUUGUGUUCCGGAUCUUGGGAUACUACACAGGACAACCUCUGCUAGGAGCUAAAGUAGUAGCUGCAAUGCUAAUGUUUGCAACGGUGUGUGGUAUCUUAAUGGCUCUUUUCUUAAAUACAGCAGGAGGUGCUUGGGACAAUGCAAAGAAAUACAUUGAGACAGGAGCUCUAGGAGGCAAAGGAAGUGAUUCUCAUAAAGCUGCAGUAACUGGUGAUACUGUGGGAGACCCUUUCAAGGACACAGCAGGACCGUCGAUUCACGUUCUCAUCAAAAUGUUGGCGACUAUCACGCUUGUCAUGGCUCCAAUCUUCCUCUGAUAAAAGACAUCUUAUCCUUUUUGCACAUAUAUAGAGUGAGUGAAUGAGUGAGGUAGGUUUAUGAAUUUAUGCAACAUGGUUUAAUGGUUUUUGUUUGUUCUCGCCUCUGCAUUAAGUAUGGUAGUUUUGUCUUAAAUCAAUGAUCCUAAUUCCU